Messenger RNA from Brassica rapa (field mustard), 2444 nucleotides. Its product is annotated as zinc finger CCCH domain-containing protein 55-like. The record is from RefSeq and is a predicted model, not a curated record. Lineage: Eukaryota; Viridiplantae; Streptophyta; Magnoliopsida; Brassicales; Brassicaceae.
GUUCGGAUAUUAUACGUUCGGGUUUGGGUAUCCAAUCUCUCCUAAUUCAAUACCCGUUCGGGUAUUUUGCUACUUCGGUUCGGAUUUCGGUUAGGAUUUUUCGGAUCGGGUUCGGGUGCCACUUCGGAUAUCGGGUAAAGUGCCCACCCCUACCUUCUCUCUUCUUCCUCUUCUUUUCAUCACUAUUCAUUCAUAUACACUCUUCCUCUGAAAAGUCUUUGGUAUAUGUAAUUCAGUUCCGGUUUUGUAACCUAUGUAUUAUACCUUCUCUGAAUCUUUCUAUGGUAUUUGAUUUGUUUGUUGUCUCGGUUAGUUUAGUUUGAAUCUGAAAGCUCCUUCACUGAUGCAGACGUCUCCUCUUAUUUCAGUGACUUUGGAGCUGUGGAAGAUGUGAGGAUACCAUAUCAGCAGCAACGGAUGUAUAGGUUUGUUACUUUCGCUAAUGCUGAAACUGUGAGAACCAUAUUGGCUCGUGGGAAUCCUCAUUUCAUCUGUGAGUCUCGUGUGCUUGUUAAACCGUAUAAGGAGAAAGGAAAGAUCCUUCAAAACAAGUGGCAACAGCAGCAACUUCAGCAGCUGUUGGAUCUCUAUGAAUGUCACUUGGGGCCAAAGAUGUUUUCAAGGAACACAGAUGAGAUGAUGAGAAGGAAAGCUGAUUUACAACAUGCCAUUGAAGUAGAACUCCAAAGAAGAAGGUUCUUGGCUCUGCAAUUGCCUGAGAGGGAGAACGAGCUUAGUUUUUCUAUCGGCUCUCCUUCUCAUCUCCCACCUCGGUUCAACCAUAGUCUUCUCUUUAAUUCAGAAAGCAGCAUGGAAGAAACCACAGAAGGUGAUAGUGAUAGAGGUGAAAGCCAUCUUCAUCUAGUACCAAACAACAACAACGAACGUGGAUACAGUAGCGAGUUCUAAAAUAGGUAAAUGAGUGAUUUGAAUCAAGGCCUAAAUGAGUGUAUAUAUAAAAGCUUUAGGAUAUUAUGUCAUCAACAAAAAGCUAUUAUGAAUAACCUCAGACAAUAUAUGGAGGAUGAUCAGAUCAACAUAGUAACUGAAACUCCAAUUAGAUUUUCUUUUUGUUUUUUUUGGUCCUAGUUCUAUUGAUGGGCAAAAGCUGCAUAUGUUACUUUCUACCAUGAUUGUAUAAAAUGCAUGUAUGCAUGAUUGUACUAAUCUUUAUUUUUAUGUUUUUUAUAAAUGUAUGUUUAAAAUGUUAUCUUUUAAUAUGUUUUAUGAAUAAAUAAAUUUUGUCCAAAAAAAAUAAUGUUUAAUAUUUUAUUUUCUUAAGCACUCCAUAUUAAGCAUCUUGCAUUGGAGGAUCAAAAUAUACAAGUUUCUUAAUGAAAUGCUUAACACAUAUUUAAUAAUAAAAAAAGUGAUUAAGCACCCCAAUAGGAGUGCUAUGGAUAAUGUUGCUCUAACAUUAAAAGGAUUGUGUCCAUUGGUAAUAGCUCAUAAAGCUGGGAAAUAAAGCCACGCAAGAGUAAAGGAGCAAAGAAGAAGAAUGAGGAGAAAGAUUCUCAUUGUUAUUCAAGAAUGACAAGUCAAUUUUUGCUUCUUUACCUCUUUUUCUUUCUCUAUAACAAAAUAAUUAAUAUUGUGGUUGGGCAGUGUUGCCCAUUGCCAUAGAGAUAAGUGCUAAAACACCAGAUGAAUUCCAAGUGGCUCUCAAGGUUGUCAGAGAGCCUUACACUUUUCAUUUGAUAUAAGGUAAUGUUUUGAAAACCAGUGAAUACAGUUCUCUCACAUUGAGGAUAUGUUUUUGGUAAAGGGAAUCUCUACGGACAUAAUCUUAGGUGUGAGGAAGCUCUUGGCGGUCCAUGUUCAAACAUGCCACUUCACCAACUUCUCUCUUUCUCAUCAGGAGAGGGAGCAGCUUAUUUACGAGCACAUAGAAUACUACUUGAAUGAACGCAAGCAACAUCUAAACAAGCUGCAGCGAAUGCUGAACAUAGGUAUCUGUGUUAGUGUUGGAGGGAUAUUGUUCACCGGCUGGUACGGAGGUAUCAUAACAGUUCCAAUGUUUCAAAACUGAGAGUGGAGUUUGCCGCUUGUGUUUUUCAUCUUCAUGGAAGAAGACUUAUGGAUGAUUUUAGUGUGUUUUCUUUUCUUUUUGGUUUUUGUUUAAAUUUUAAUUUGUUUUUGAGUAAUUUUUCCCCCAAAUAAAAUAGAAAAUUUAACAACCAAAGCUUUAUCAAUUAUCACCUAAGUUAGCAAGCAAGUAAACAAAAACAAUUCUGAUUAUGGUUGGAUGACAAUUAGCUCUAUAAGCAACAAGCAAUUGUAGUAAAAUCUCCAUGAACACGGUUGCCAAGGAACAACCAAAAAACAGAUGUUGAUGUGAUUCACUAUGCCCGUAACAGAGAACACAAACAUCAGGCACAAAAACAUCUGUUCUCUUUAAAUGAUUUCACGCCUGAAAAAAAAAAACAGUUUCAGUAAGGUCCACA